CAAAAUACAUUUUCUUCAAAAUACAUUUUUUUUCCGAAGUAGUGUAACCUAGUGAUCAAAUUUUAAAUGUUUUUAUGAUAUUUUGGGGUUCGAUUUCCAGAAAAUGUAAAAUUUUAAAAUAUUGUAGGAUACACAACAUAUCGAAAGUUUUAGAUUUUUAUAGGUAGAACCGUUUGUAAUUUUUGUGUGCUAUGAAGAAAUCAUGUUCAUCAAAAAUGUUGUACAUGCAAAACCGUCCAUCGAUCUGAGUGUUACAAAGAAAAUUACACCAUGAAAUCGUGGUCCGUGAAUUUAUUCGUCAAUAUCGCAUAUUUACAAGUAGUUGAUCUUCAUAAAAUAUAAAAAUUAAAAUAAUAUAAUGAUGUAAUUAACUAUUUGACCAGUAUAAAAAAACAUUUAUCCUUCUUUACUUUUCAGUGGAUUAAAUUUUUAUUCGUUAUGGUCAAGAUCAUUUCUGAGUUAUCCCAUGUUUUCUUAUGAAUAAUAAAUCUUUGCUUUUAUUACUAAAAAUCAAAAAGAUAAUUUUUAAUAUUAUCUUUCAUAAAAUUUUCUAGAAAGUAAAGUCAGUAUAAGAAUAAAAUGGGCUAUCAUAUAAUUUCAAUUUUUUUCUCUUAUCUUAAAUAAUAAUUUAUAUAUUAAAGUGUUAAAAAUAUUAAAAUAUAAAUAUGUAUAUUUUCGAUGUCAGUCUCCAUUAAGUUUCAUAUAAAUGAUGAUUGUAAAAUAUCAUUAGGUUAAUGCAUUCUGAUUGUAAUAUACAUCCAAUAUAAUUCUACUUUUGAAUUUUUCUAUGCAUUUUAUUUUUUCUGUUUAUGUAUUUUUAUCUAGCUUGCAACUUAUAUUCUUGAUUAUUUUGAAGGAAUAUAUUUCUUAAAUUUUUGAAAAGAUUUACUUCUAAGAAUAAUCAUCUAAUUGGAUUAAGUACAUCCCCUAUAUGCGAUUUUCAGAACUACAUCUAUGAUUUGUAAGUAUAUAAAUAUGUCAUAAACAACACAUACAUAGACACAAUAACUUACAAUCAAUCAUCUGAUAUCAACAUUUUUUUCUUUUGAUAAUGAAAUCAUCUUAUCAUCCUCACAUAAUGGUACAUAUGAUGUCAAAUAUAUAUAGUUUCUCUUUUAUUUAAUAUUUUUAUUUCCAUCUGACCUUGUUUUUGGAUGUUCUAGGAAAUCAUAGUACGUGUUGUGUUUGUGUUGACGGUAGUCAAUUUUGGAUUUUUAAAUGGCCAAGUCUAUGAUGUUCUUAAAUUUGGUGCUAAGGGAGAUGGUACUACCAAUGAUUCAGAGGUAUUAUCUCGAUUUUUCCAUUAUAGUAUAUUCUAUUUUAAAAAAAGAAAGAAAAUUAUAACACAACUCAUCAUUUUGAGCUGUAUCAAAAGAAGCUUAUGAAGUUUAGAAUCACGUUUAUUUUACAAAACAAAAUGAUGAAACUGAAAUAAUGAUAUAUUUUCUUGCAGUAUGAACAAUUUUGAAAUCUAUACUUAUUAUUUGUGAUGUGAUUUUUUGUAGUUAACCUGUCAUCUUAAAAUUGUUAAACUAGUUAAUGUUGUUGACCUUUAAUGAAUUUUUAUAUAUAACUUAUUAUAUAAUUAAAAACGAAUUUUGUAUUAAUAAUAUUAAUUUAUAUGUUAUAUUAGAUAAUUGGUUAUGCACUAAUACAAUAAAAUUGUCAAAAAUAAAAACAUUUUUUAAAAAUGAUAAUUCUUAUAUAUAUUGUGCUAUUAUCCAGAAAUAAUAUUUUAAUUAUAAAGUUAAAAAUUAAGAUAUGAAAUAAUUUGUAGUUAAAAGCCAACAAAAAAAUUCAAAAUCGCAAUUCUAUUCAUUAAAUGAAUGUGCCAUGAUUCCCCAGCAUGAUUGGCACCAUGUUUUUCUAUAACAGUUUUCUUGUAUAAAAACUUUUUGUAGUCAAACUAAAAAACAUAAUAACCAGGCCAUAUAUUUACUAUUUAAUUUCUAUGUUACCUGUUCCUACAAGUAGAUCAUAAGUGUUUUACAAAUAUUUAGUUAUUUAUCCACUAAUUCGUAUAAAUUUAUUUUUUUUUCUGGAAAAGGCAUUUGUAGAAGCAUGGAAAGCUAUGUGCAGUAGUGGUGGGAGUAAUAAAACCCUCCUUAUUCCUUCAGAUAAUACAUUUUUACUACAACCUCUAGUGUUUCAAGGUCCUUGUAACUCUCCAUCUGUACAAGUUAAGUUGGAAGGAAAGAUUGUCGCCCCUCUUAACAAAGCAGCAUGGUCAGACUUUAAGUCAUAUGAAUGGGUCAGUUUUAAUAAAAUCAUCGGUCUAACGGUCCUUGGUUCAGGAACAAUCAAUGGACGUGGUUCAUCUUUCUGGGAGGCCAAUAUGUCAGCUUCUAAACGCCCUACUCAAUUGUAUUUUGAAGGAUGCAAUAAUCUUGAAAUAAAUGGAAUAGCCUCACUCGAUAGCCCGAGAAACCAUAUCUCAAUCCACAAUUGCACACAAGUGAAAAUCACGCAAAUAAAACUUAUUGCGCCUGGUGAUAGUCCUAACACCGAUGGAAUUGAUAUUUCAACAUCAACUGAUGUAGAAAUAUAUGACACUAUCGUUGGAACUGGAGAUGAUUGUGUAGCUUUAAACAGUGGAAGUAUAAAUAUCAACAUCACAAGGAUGCAAUGUGGUCCUGGACAUGGAAUAAGUGUGGGAAGUUUAGGAAAAGACGGAGAAGAAUCUAUAGUUGAGAACGUCCAAGUGACCAACUGCACUUUCAAUGAGACGAACAAUGGAGCGAGAAUUAAGACAUGGCCGAAUGGAAAAGGAUAUGCAAGGAAUAUAGUUUUCAUGGAUAUCACGCUUACUGAAACCAAAAAUCCAAUUAUAAUCGAUCAACAGUAUAUAGACAAGGGACGUAUUGACGUAGAGGAAUCAUCAGCAGUGGCAAUUAGCAACGUGACAUUCACGAAUUUUCAUGGAACGUCAGGACAAGAUGAGAUUAUAAAGAUAGAUUGCAGCGAAGUCACAUAUUGCAAAGAUAUUGUUCUAGAUAGAAUUAAUAUUACUACGGUGGAUGGAAAUAAGCCAAUAGUUGAAUGCAGUAACGCAUAUGGAAAUUCGACCAAUGCUUAUGAUGGUUGCUUGAAGACACAAUAGUAUAUCUUUUUAUAUCAAAUAAUUUUAUUUAUAAAUUGGGAAUAAUUUAUCAGAUGAAUGUAAUAUUAUAUUAUCAUUUAUCAACUAUUAUGUAUUCAUGAUUGAAUAAAAUGUUUUAUGUGUUAGAUCAUGUUGGUUUAUUCAUGAUGAUGGUUGAUGCGAUCAAGCAUUCUAAUUUUUGGUGUGUAGAAAAUUAUAAAACCAGAUGAAGAAAAAGGAAACUAAAAUCAAAAGACAAGUGUAAAUAACUCGCAAACAUGACCGCGAGUAAUAUUUUUAGAAUGAAACACACAUUCAUUCUCCGGAGGUUUACUUCCAUAUGAUUGUAUAGGUGACUAAUGAUGGGAUUAAAAUGGUUUUGGUCAACAAAAAUUAGGCUUUUUUAUUUAAAUAAAUUUAAAAAAUUCAUAAAAUAUUUUCUUAAUUUUAAAUAAAAGUGAAGAAAAGAAAAAAAGACAAUUAAUAAUAUAUUAAAAUUAAAAUUAAAAUUCAUUAUAUUUAUUUACAUAUUUAUAUCAAGAUUAUAUUUCAUAAACACUUUUUAUUCUUAAAUGUUCACAUAUAAUGGGAACUUAUAUGCAAAAUAAAAUGAUGAUUUUUGCCUUUUGUUGGUAUAAAAAUUUAAUUUUUAACUUUUAAAAUAAAAUAGAUAUCUUCAAAAUAAAAUAAAUA
Messenger RNA from Brassica rapa (field mustard), 3772 nucleotides. Its product is annotated as probable polygalacturonase At3g15720. NCBI's taxonomy places the organism in Eukaryota, Viridiplantae, Streptophyta, Magnoliopsida, Brassicales, Brassicaceae. Gene Ontology annotation, molecular function: polygalacturonase activity. Gene Ontology annotation, biological process: carbohydrate metabolic process. The record is from RefSeq and is a predicted model, not a curated record.